Salmo salar (Atlantic salmon) is the source of this 1206-nucleotide messenger RNA. The record is from RefSeq and is a predicted model, not a curated record. NCBI's taxonomy places the organism in Eukaryota, Metazoa, Chordata, Actinopteri, Salmoniformes, Salmonidae.
UCGUACCAGUAAGGCGUUCAGCAACAAGCAGACGGUGAAGCAGUGUGGGUGUUCGGAGGUCUACAGAGACUGUCUGCAGACCUUCCUGCCUGCGCUGAGCUGUCCCGUCCAGAGGGGGUCGCUGCGUAGCGCCGUCCGCUCAUUCCUCCACCGCAUGAUCAUCUGUCUGGAGGAAGAGGUCCUGCCCUUCGUCCCGGCGGCAUCAGAACACAUGCUGAAGGACUGUGAGGCCAGAGACCUGCAGGAGUUUAUUCCCCUCAUCAGUCAGAUUACUGCCAAGUUCAAGGACCAGGUAUCCCCGUUCCUGCAGCAGGUAUUCAUGCCUCUGGUCCUGGCCAUCUUUGAGGUGUUGUGUCGUCCUGCUGAGGACAACGACCAGGCAGCAGCCCUGGAGAAACAGAUGUUACGGAGAAGCUACUUUACCUUCAUACAGACGAUAACCUCCAGCGGGAUCAACCAAGUCCUGGCCAACCAGGGUGUUGAGAACAUAGAGCGUGUUCUGUUCACCAUCAUCCAGGGAGCUGUGGAUUUCCCCGAUCCCAUCGCCCAGAAGACCUGCUUCAUCGUUCUGUCCAAGCUGGUGGAACUCUGGGGAGGUAAAGACGGCAUGGCUGGGUUCCCAGACUUCAUCUAUAAACACAUCGUCCCAGCAUGCUUCCUGGCUCCUCUCAAACCAUCCUUUGAUCUCACAGACGCUCAGACAGUCCUGACGUUGUCAGAGUGUGCGCUCACGUUGAAAAUGAUUCAUCUCAGAAGAGGUCCGGAGUUUAUCCAGUACCUCCAACAGGAGUACCUGCCUUCUCUACAGGUGUCACCUGAAAUCACACAGGAAGUGUGUCAAGUGCUUCAGCAGCCAGACGCCAAGGUCCUCAAAAACUACAUGAAGGCUUUCUUUCAGCGAGCCAAACUGUAAAUACGGAGCGAACUGGACGGAUUGAGAGAGGACACUGGAAACUAAGAGGAGACUGGUAGUGAGAUAGUACCAGUCACUACGGACAGUCGGACAGAGAGACAGAGAUCUUAAAGACGGAGAGCUUAGCAUAAAGAGCGGCCUUAGCACUUCUGAAGGUAACUGCAUAACCACUCCCAUCCUGUCCACGUGGGAGGGAACGGAGCCAAGACGCAAGGACACGAGUGGUCAAGGAGGCUUUCACUGGGGGUGACCACACCCCCCUCCCCCCCCCCCCCUUCCACUGAUCCAGGCCC